Messenger RNA from Jatropha curcas, 2179 nucleotides. RefSeq names its product 3beta-hydroxysteroid-dehydrogenase/decarboxylase. Gene Ontology annotation, molecular function: oxidoreductase activity, acting on the CH-OH group of donors, NAD or NADP as acceptor. The record is from RefSeq and is a predicted model, not a curated record. Gene Ontology annotation, biological process: steroid biosynthetic process. NCBI's taxonomy places the organism in Eukaryota, Viridiplantae, Streptophyta, Magnoliopsida, Malpighiales, Euphorbiaceae.
AUCUAUUCCGUAUUAUUGCUGCGCGCACAACUGACUCGAUCCAAAGAAAGCAGAAGCAGCCGUCGAGUCUAGCAGAAGUUGACGACAGCGGCGAGAAUAAAGCAGACAGUGAAGUUAACAACAAAAAUAAAGCAAGCCAGCUAUCGUCGCCACUGGCAACCAAGCUUUCAGAUCCUCCAAAUCGAGAUCCUAUCGGCGAAUAAGCAACGGAGACUGAAAGCUCAAAAGUGACCAAGAAUAUGUCCGCAGAGAAGAGUUGGUGCUUGGUCACUGGCGGCAGGGGCUUUGCGGCCCGGCAUUUGGUGGAAAUGCUCAUUCGAAAUGAUAUGUUUUUAGUUCGGAUUGGUGAUUUGGAGCCUGCCAUUAAAUUAAGUGCAGAGGAGGAGAACGGAACCCUUGGAGAAGCCUUAGAAUCUGGUCGCGCUGAAUAUGUUUCCAUGGAUCUCCGGGACAAGGCCCAAGUUCUAAAAGCUGUUGAAGGAGCUGAAGUUGUGUUCCACAUGGCGGCUCCUAAUUCUUCCGUUAAUAACUAUCAGCUCCACUAUUCAGUCAACGUGCAAGGGACAAAGAAUGUUAUUGAUGCUUGUGUGGAGCUCAAAGUGAAGAGGCUUAUCUAUACCAGCUCUGCUAGCGUGGUUUUUGAUGGGAUCCAUGGAAUUCUUAAUGGAGAUGAAUCCUUGCCAUACCCAGCUAAGCCCCUUGAUUCAUAUUCAGCAACUAAAACUGAAGGUGAGGCCGCAGUAAUCAAGGCAAAUGGCACUAAUGGGCUCCUUACAUGUAGCUUACGCCCAAGCAGCAUAUUUGGCCCUGGAGAUAGGUUGUUUGUUCCAUCUUUGGUCACUGCAGCAAGGGCUGGGAAAUCCAAGUUCAUAAUUGGUGACGGCAAUAACAUUUAUGAUUUCACAUAUGUCGAAAAUGUGGCACAUGCCCACAUAUGUGCUGAACGAGCUCUAUCAUCAGGAGAGGAUGUUGCAAAGAAUGGUGCUGGGCAGGCAUAUUUUAUAACCAACAUGGAGCCAAUAAAGUUUUGGGAGUUUACCUCACUCGUGUUGGGAGGUCUUGGCUAUGAGAGGCCAAGGAUAAAGGUCCCUGCUUUUGCUGUGAUGCCACUUGCACAUGUGGUGGAGUGGACAUACAAGCUAUUGGGCCCAUAUGGAAUGAAGGUUCCGCAGUUGAUACCUUCAAGAAUUAGACUCCUCUCUUGCAGUAGAUCUUUUAAUUGUUCAAAAGCAAAGGAUCGACUUGGCUACACACCAAUAGUUUCCCUUGAGGAGGGUCUGAAAAGGACACUAGAAUCAUUUUCAGACUUGAGGGCUGAAAAUCAACCUAAAAGAGAAGGACCAUCUAAAGCUCACCGAUAUCUUGGAGGUGGAAGGGUUGCUGACACCCUACUUUGGAAGGAUAAAAAGCAGACAUUGAUGGUAUUGUUAAUUCUGAUUGCAAUCUACUACAACUUCAUUACAUCUCAGUCUACCAUCAUUACUGCACUUUCAAAGCUUCUGUUGGCGACAUUAGGUUUCCUGUUCAUCCAUGCAAAUUUACCUGAGAGAAUAUUUGGAUAUACUAUUGAAAAAAUUCCUGUGUCAUAUUUUCAUCUAUCAGAAGAGAAGUCUCACCAAGUUGCUCUUUCAGUGGCUUCAUCAUGGAAUUCUGCUAUUAAUGUUUUAAAAUCUCUAUGCAAGGGGAAUGAUUGGAUGCUGUUCCUUAAGGUUGUUGUGUCGCUAUUGACUCUUAGCAUCCUUGGAGCCAUCUCUUUCCAGAGUUUGUUUGUUAUAGGACUUCCUGUUGCUUUCCUGGCGUUCUGUUUGUAUGAGAAAAACGAAGAAGCAAUUGAUGGAAUGUUCUUGGAAGCUCUCUCUUUUGGGUGCAAAUUGAAAUCUGAUAUAUCUAAAAAAGUUGUUGGUGUCAAAAAGAAUGAAUGAUGAUUAGCUCUCCCCAAAUCCUUUUCCUAACAAAGCAUCUCUAAUAUCUUUUCCAGUACUUGUGAUUAUGAGGGCCCUUCACAAAAUAGUUUCAUUAUUUGACAUGUGGGCGUGUUACUUUUAGCAAUCCUACUUGUAUCAAUAUGUCCAAAUCCCUUGUAUAAAUUCUCCACUUUGGUAACUGAGAGAUGAGGGAUGAUAUAUAUACACACUUUCUUGGAGAAAUAAUUGCAUUUUUUCUUACUCAUUUUCUUGAA